Messenger RNA from Maniola jurtina (meadow brown), 1886 nucleotides. RefSeq names its product forkhead box protein F1-A-like. The transcript has 3 exons. Gene Ontology annotation, molecular function: RNA polymerase II cis-regulatory region sequence-specific DNA binding; DNA-binding transcription factor activity, RNA polymerase II-specific. The coding region runs from base 61 to 1077 and encodes 338 amino acids. Gene Ontology annotation, cellular component: nucleus. Gene Ontology annotation, biological process: regulation of transcription by RNA polymerase II; animal organ morphogenesis. NCBI's taxonomy places the organism in Eukaryota, Metazoa, Arthropoda, Insecta, Lepidoptera, Nymphalidae. The record is from RefSeq and is a predicted model, not a curated record.
AUGUGUGUGUGGGUGUGGGUGUCAGGCUGAGUCGGCGUCGGCAGGACGUGGGGCGCGGCGAUGGGCGGCGCGGGCGCAAGCGCGCGUGCGCGGUGGGCGGCGCGCACUGUUCACCGGCUUGCGCUGCGACGCGCACGCAUGAAGCCCAAGGAACAAGCCGCCGAGGACGCGGCGCGCCGCGCGCCCGCCACGCGCCGCCAGGAAAAGCCACCCUUCUCCUACAUAGCCCUAAUCGUCAUGGCGAUCCGACACUCGCCCAACAAGCGCCUGACCCUGAGCGAAAUAUAUGCGUUUCUGCAACAGCAAUUUGCGUUUUUCCGGAGCUCCUAUCAGGGAUGGAAGAACUCCGUGAGGCACAACCUCAGCUUGAACGAGUGUUUCGUCAAGCUGCCUAAGGGCCUCGGCAGGCCCGGGAAGGGGCACUACUGGACGAUCGAUCCGUCGUCGGAGUUCAUGUUCGAAGAGGGAUCUUUUCGACGGCGGCCGCGUGGUUUCCGGCGCAAGUGUCAAGCCUUGAAACCACAGUUCGGAAGUAGUGGUUACCUGUGCGGCGGAAUGGGUGCGCUUCCUGCGCCUCAGCCACCGAGCUACGAGCUCGCGAGCGGCAGCGGCGCGGGCGUCGGCGGCGCGCCGGCCAUCGAGUACGGCACUUGCGCCUACACGUCCAGCCAGCAGCUGGGCUACGGCGGCGAGUACUGCGCGUACGGCAACAUGGGCGAGCGAGAGUGGCCCCUCGCGUACGGGCCCGUGGAGACUGCCUAUCGACCGCCGCCGCCGCCCUCGCCGUCGCGGCAAAUACAAGAUAUCAUUCCUUCCUACCAAUACACCGUCUCCAACGAUCAUGGUGCAGCGUCCGUGUUUCCGGGGAUGCGUGGGGUCCAUGGGCAGAUGCUGUCCGGGGGCUCUUUGACAGCUGGCUCCAUCAGCGGGCUGGGUGGCUUCGGUCACCACCUGUCCUCGCCGCUGCCGGUGCCAACGCCUGACCGCAAGCCUCCUACCCCCCUGUCGGCUCUUCCGCCGUCUGCAUCCAUUGCACAGACAUCAAUUCCACCGACGACAUCAACGUCUUGGAUUUGAAAACUUUUUUGGUAAAUUCAAACUUCGUAUCCUGAUAUGAAGAAGGCUACAAUUACUUGUAUACGACACUGUGAAAGAUGUCGUUACGAUCUUAAUUGAUUAACUAUACCUAUUAAAGUAUUAAUAAUUGAUUUAAGGGUUGGAAUUAAAGAAAAUCUUGAAUCUACAUACGAAAUUGACAAUAAUUGUCUCUAAAGAUAUUAAAAGCGUAUUAUUUUAGUUAUUAUAUUUAAAAUAAAUAAAUAAUUGGAAACUAAAAGUUAUCGAUAUUGAAUGAAAAAUUAAUAUCUAUCUAAGUAUCAAUAUUAGAAGCUAAGAUAGGUACCUUAAUUUUUAAUCAUUUGAUGUAAGUGUGUAGGGUGUAGAAUACAAUACUGCACCGUAGUAUUUAGUAGGUACUUAGAUACAUAGAAAAAUCAUUAGGUUUAAGUCUUCCACUACGUCACAUUAGUAAGUAUUUCAGCUUAAAUAUUAUUAUUAUUUCUAAAGACAUAUUAUAAAUGCGCAGUUAAUAUACGCGCAUUUUAUUAGGUAGGUACGACUUACCGCCAAAAUAAAUUAAGUAACUAAGUAAUAUGGCUAUUAUAUUUUGCACUAUCGAACUAUUAAUUAUUAUUAUCUAAUUAUUAUUAAUACUUUCCAAAAACACACCUAAGCUAGAAAACAUUGAAAAGAAAUUAAUGUUUUGUGUAAGAAAAUACCAAAAGCAAUUUAAGCAUUUUUAAGGCGACACGUCAGUGGCGGACUAAAGGAUGAGAUAGCUCUCUAUAGCGUACUCUAUCUAACUUUUACUCAGACUUAAGGUGCAU